Molecule: messenger RNA, 3905 nt
Organism: Manis javanica (Malayan pangolin)
Lineage: Eukaryota; Metazoa; Chordata; Mammalia; Pholidota; Manidae
Source: RefSeq, a predicted model, not a curated record
UCCUUUGCUGACAUCUUUCCCCUCUGCUUGAUAUCAGAAUGCUCUCAAAGACUAGGCAACACUAUGGCCAUCUUUAGAAUUGCAGCAGAGUGAGGCACUGAUUUCCCCAUCCAUCUACUUUGUCCCCUGUGUGAUUUCUUAUGAGCACCAUUAGCUUUUCUGGAAGGCUUUGAUAACUGUUUAAAUGAGAGGGGAAGGGUUUGGUGUUUCUGUAUAGAAAACAAGGUCCAGUAUCAUUGACCCACUCAUCCAGCAAACAUUUACUGAACACCUGUCAAUUCAGCCAGCAUAGAGCCAGUUGUUGGAAUACAGAAAAGAUAUGGCAUAGUCCUAAUUAAUCUUGGGGUUUUUAGGGUGCCCCCAGUAUUCUAGGCCAGGGUACCCUUAAGGAGCUGAAGGAAGCCCCAAGCAUUAUGAGGCCUGGCUCAGGCUCCCUGGCAACCAGCAGGUGCCUUCCCAGACUAUCUCUCAGCCUGGCUGCUGACAUUAUCCUACUUCAUGGCCAAUUGACCAAGAGAUGUGACCGUCAACAGGCAACGCUGAGGCAUGCACAGCAGAUCUCCUACUAUGUAUGCAACAGCCAGUGGACAAAGGAGACAGAUGCUUGGCUCCCGCUGACCAGCAUUCUAGUGGAGGAGCCAUUGAAACUGAUGUGCCAGAGUCGUGGGUACUCUGAAUAACCACCAUGCAAGGUGAAAACAGAGACUAGAGUUCAGAGGGGCUUGUUUGGAUGGAGGGCUCCAGGAAGGCCCUCUGAGCAGGGGACACGAGGCAGGGACCUGAACCGCCAAGUGGGCAGGUCCAAAGUGGAGAAGAUCAUGUAGACCCCAUGUUUCCCUUUGUGCCUGCUUCGCUCUUCUCCAAACGCUUGGCACAGAAGGUAAAAUGACACCCUUUCUGAUUGCUUCCUCCAUUCCAUCAGUUUCUUGUGUUUCCCAAAGACAAAAAUACUAAAUAACAGGCGGCAAGUUCUGUAUUUCAAGGGAGGUGCUGGACCUCUUAUGUAGGACUUGGAAGGGAGGCAACCAAGGAUCAACUCAGUGACAGCAGUGGGAAAGGAAAUGAGGUUAUUUCUUUGGUGUGUGACUGUUGAGAGCCAGCCCCAUGCCACCCCCCCGAAGCCUGAUGAGAAGCACUUCCAGGAAACUGCUCGGAGAAUCCUUUUCUUGGCAACUUGGAAUGCAUGCAAGAGGGAGGCAGUGGCUUGGUGUCUGACACACACUCAAGAAAACUGAAGUCCAGGGAGCGGCUGUGCUGUCAGUCUCAGGCGGCAAAGAGGCAGGCAGACAGGAAGAGACACAUACACAUAGUCAGAGAUAGAAAGACCGAAUCACAGAGACAGCCUGAGGCUGCUUUAAACCUCACUUAGGAAGCAAGGUGAACCCAACAGGGAGGUGAAGGGCUGAGUUUCCAGAGGCUGAAAAUAAAGUGAAGUGAGCCAGCUGGAGGCAUGCACCAUCUGUGCCCCAGUGAGUGUGCCUGUUGACCCUGCAAGUGGCCCCAGGAGGAAUCCCCUUUGACGUCCACACAGCCCAGGGGGAAGCAGGGUGGAGACCACAGCCAGGUCACUUCUGUACCACCGACCCCGACUUUGCUCACCCCUUGUCUCCUCCUCCUCACCCCUGCCAACACUGGGAGGGUCAGAAAGCCCUGUCAUCAAUCCAGAGGGGAAAGGAGAUGGAGAAUGGAGGAGACGGGCCCACGGCCUGUCCUGUACGUGUAGAGGAAGGCAGCUGCAAGGCCACCACCGAUGACCUCAUUAUCCCGCAUAUUCGUCACCGAAGGGUGUGGGUGACUAAGCUUUGUUACCUAGGUGUGAGCCAGUAAGGCCUGGGGCCUGCCCCUGAGCGCCCACAGGAGGAGAGAGGAUGUACAGCCCAGAGCAGGUCUGAACAGGUGGGGCUGCGGUGGAGGGCGUGGGUGCCUGGGUGGUGGGACCAAGCCGUGUCCUAGCUGGACCACGCCCCCCCAGUUCCUUUGAGGUACUGGCUACACACUCCUCCCUCUACCCGGAAAAGCCCGGAUUGCUCCCCUUCCUGUGCUCGUGUCAUCUUCUUGGGCCCUUGCCUCCUGCAGCCUGGCCCCAGCUCCAGCCCGAGAUGCCCCAUUAGCUGCUCACCCAGGCUGCUAGUGCCUCGGGCUAAUGGCCCUACCACCCCGCCCUUCUCACCCUUCCAGCUCACUGCCCAUCCCGGGCACCCUCACUCAGCCCAGGAGGGGGACACCUGAGCCACAGAGACGUCUGGCAGCGCCAAGAGAGGCUCAGAAAUCAAGAGGCCUUCCCUCUUACGGGACCUGCACAUGCACUCUACCGCCCCCGGUCACUCUGCGGGUGCGCCCUUCAUUUUAAGAGGGGCCGUCACCAUGGACACCAGCCCAGACCAGUCCUUCUUCCCUGGCAGUCACUGGCUCCACUUCUCCGUGUACCUCUUCACCUUCCUCGUGGGGCUGCCCCUCAACGUCAUGGCCCUGGUUAUCUUCAGGGGCAAGCUGCGCCGCCGCCCGGUGGCUGUGGACGUGCUCUUGCUCAACCUGACCCUCUCAGACCUGCUCCUGCUGCUCUUCCUGCCGUUCCACAUGAUAGAGGCAGCCAGUGACAUGCGCUGGCCCCUGCCCUUUGCUUUCUGCCCCCUCUCCAGAUUCCUCUUCUUCACCACCAUCUAUCUCACUUCCCUCUUCCUGGCAGCUGUGAGCAUUGAGCGCUUCCUGAGCGUGGCCUACCCACUAUGGUACAAGACCCGGCCGAGGCCGGGACAGGCCGGCCUGGUCAGCGUGGCCUGCUGGCUGCUGGCCGCUGCCCACUGCAGUGUGGUCUACAUCACUGAGUUCUCAGGGAACUCCUUCCGUAGUCAGAGCACCAAUGUGACCUGCUUCCUGGAAUUCCAGGAGGAACAACUGGCUGUUCUUCUGCCUGUCCGGCUGGAAAUGGCCAUGGUCCUUUUUGGGGUGCCCCUGCUCGUCACUGGUUACUGCUACAGCCACCUGGUGUGGCUGCUCAGCAGGGGAGCCAGCCGUCACCGGCGGAGGAGGGUGAUCGGGCUCGUGGGGGCCACGCUGCUCAACUUCCUUGUCUGCUUUGGGCCUUACAAUGUGUCCCAUGUAGUGGGCUAUGUCCGGGGUGAAAGCCCGCGGUGGAGAAGUUACACGCUGCUCCUCAGCACCCUGAAUUCCUGCGUCGACCCCCUUGUCUACUACUUCUCAUCGUCAGGGUUCCAAGCCGAAUUUCAGAGCCUGCUGAGGAAGCUGACUGGGGUCUCGGGCCCUUGGACACAGAACGGCAGCAUGAAACGGAAGAAUGGAGGAGAGGCCAGCCAUGGGAGGUAUCCAACAUAGAGAACAGGUAGUGGCUCGUAAUUGGAGGCCUGGGUUGAGCUACGUGCCAACGCACUUCCCACUUCAAGUCAGGCAGGACCUUGAAGAGGCAGGCUGGGGACCGAAGGAGUCGGGACAGAGCAGGCACCCAGCCUCCUAAGGAUGUGCUCAGCAAAGCCCACCUCUUGAUCUCACCAUGCUGCCCUCCCUUCCAUUCCCCCACAUGCUCUGGAUUCGGCUCUGGGAAGCUGUCAUGGUGAGGGAUCGCUCUGGAGAAAAAUGAGCUCCUGUGGCAGCAGGCCAGUUCCUGUGCUUUUCUGAGGACAAAGGCGGAGUUGAGAGCGGUGUUCAGGGACUGAGGGUGCUGCCUGGUGGCUUGGAACAGGAGAGGGGAAAUGAACCUACCCUGCAGAGCUGCUCCUACCCAGCAAGUCAAGAGUCGGGGCUUAGGACUCCCGGCAUGAAGGAGCGUCCUGCUGUCAUGUGGAAUUUUUCCAGGGAGUGUCUAUUUUUCAAUCAAUUCAGAUUUUCAGGGACAUUUAUAAAAAUGACAAAAGAAAAAAAUUAGCUAAAUAAAUUUGGUAGCAAGCGAA